AUGAGGCUGGCACUAUCUAUUGCAGGGGCGAGCUUCCCUUCGUAUUUCGCAUACGGCUUCCCAGCCCUGUCAUCGCAGAAGAUACCUCGAGAUAUCUCCAUCCAUCGCCACUAUCACCGCAACGACAACGGUACGCAGAUUUUCUGCCACAAUGAGACCCAAUCACCGAUCUUCACGCUAGGAGACCUUGACUACGGAGCACCUGGGGUCAUCCUCGUCAACUAUGACUCGGGGUCGCAUGACAAGAUCAAUGGGACAAUGUACUUCUUCUAUGAAAGUGACCAUGACUAUGUGCCGUACAAAUAUACCAUCCUAUCACCAUGGUCGCACGCCUAUAUUAACCUCUGCCCCACCUUCGAAGGUCGCAUUGUCCGCGGCAACUACCUCAACCUCGAUGGCCGGACGCACAACCUCGGCACCUGGGCCGAAGUGAACUGGCACCCGGAUGGCAGCGCAUGGGGCGACGUAUCCCUGCUGCAGGGCAACGAUGGCGCGGUGGUGAUCCAGUCCCUCGAUGGGAUCAACAAGAUGAAAGGGUUCGCAGUCGACCUCCUCGCGAGCGCACCGGAGGGCGCCUGGGCACGGAAGGAUACAGGAUCUUGGUGCUUGGAUAAGAUUGUGGGGCCAAAUGCAAACAAGAUUACCAAGAGUUGGGAAGCGAAGUACUUGGAUCCGUGGAAUGUCUAUCUGGAAGGUGAUAUCGACCCGGUCAUAAAUUCAAAUAAUGGGAGGUUUCAGGUCACGUUUUAUGAAGGGGUGAUUUGA
Molecule: messenger RNA, 765 nt
Organism: Pseudomassariella vexata
Lineage: Eukaryota; Fungi; Ascomycota; Sordariomycetes; Amphisphaeriales; Pseudomassariaceae
Exons: 2
Coding region: 1-765 (254 amino acids)
Source: RefSeq, a predicted model, not a curated record